AUGGAAAAGGAUUCUGCAAAAGUGGAAGAAAAGAAAGAGGGGAAGCAGAAAAAAGAUGAAAAUUUGAGUGUUAUGAAGGAACCUCUUGCUUGAAGUACUGAGCAGAGAGAACCUAUAGCAAAUAUUUUUUCUAAAAAUACCUCAAAAAGAGAAGAAAUUGUUGAUGACCACAAAGAAUAUCAAGGCAAGCAUGAAGAGACUCUAUCAAAACAGGAGGCUCUAGAAACCACUUUGCAAAGGCCUAAACAGAAUAUUGGAGACUAUUUAGUAUCUAGUAAUGUGGAUGAGCAUAUAAUUCCGAAAAUACUGGAUAAUGAUUACAUGAAUAAAAAAUUUGCUAUGGAGACUUGAAAUGAUAACUCAUCAAGAAGACAAAGCACUCAAGCUCAACCAAAACAUAAGAAGAAUCUAACAAAAAGGAACUCUCAUCAAAGUGUAAACCAGCUGAAGAGGACCAAAAACAAUGAAGAUCCUAGAAGAAAGAAAUCUAGACCCAACCAAAAUAAUAUAAACCACCAGCCCAAUAAAGUUUCUGAAAAUGAUCAGAAGGUGAAACCUAAGGGGUGGUUUAAAAGGUUCAAAUCUGCAGUAGGAAGUUAUUUUACUUCAGAAGACAAUAAAAAACAGAAUAACUUACAAAGAGAAGAAGACCUUAGAAGACAAGCAUCUGGGAGUAAGAAAUUAAAACCAAGAGAAAGCCCUUACAUAGUUUUGGAACAACAUGGAAUACAGAUAGUCAAUAACUUCGUCGCAGGAGUUUUCAAUGAUGCAAUCAUGCAAGGAGAGAAGAGUUAUCAAGAAUUAUUGAUAGAGUUCCUGGAGAGUACUAACAUGCAGAAUCUUACUAGGAAACUAUUGGAUACCAAUGAGAAAAUUCCUGACUUGCUGGUAGGAACAAGAAAAUAUCUGUCACUUCUAAGUAAAGUGAAGCUUGUGGAAGAUAAAGCAAAGCAAGUUUUGAAAGAAUGAAUGAGUUGGUAUUAUGAAGUUCUAGAUAAUCUAUACCCUGAAGACCAACUUGCAUGAGUCGACAAAAUUCUCAAGUUGUUAAAAGAAAAGGAAGGAUCUAAGAAAAUAGAAGGACUUCUAGAACUUUUCUGAAAUCCAGAGAGCAAGCACAUGACUCAAAAUGCUCAAGCCCUGUUCAAAUUCUGAAUAUUUGUUUGUCCCAAAAAUGUGUGGGAUCUCUUGAAAUUAAGAAGAUCAGAAAUUGGCCUGAUUAAGAAAGAAAUACAUAGACAAGAGAAGAAAAAAAAAUUAAUGAUAAAGGAGAGAGAGGAAUGAUUGAAAAUGAAUAAUGAAGAUGAUACUUAUGAAUUUAUCGGAAAACUAUCUCAAGGUGGAGAUGUACAGAUGCAAUUGAUGAUUGAGUAUCUUGUCAAGAAUAGAUUAAGCUUUGCACAGAUUAAGAAGGAGCUAAGGAAAUGAAAUCUAGACAUUAACAAUAAUGUAUUAUCAUCUCAUUAUAUAAUGUCCUGUGUUGAGACGAUCAAUAAGCAUACAUGGGAUGUACAACGAACUCCAUAUGUUGUCCUGGGGAAUAUAGGAUGUGGUAAAAGUUCCCUUAUUCAGUAUUUGAAUAAAAACUUGAAAACAGAAACAGUUCAAAGUGAUUAUCAAUGGAAUGUAGACAUGAAAAACAGAAAAGUUGGUCCAAUAAUUUCUAAUAGCUUGAGUAAUGCUGAAACUGUUGUCCCUCAGAAAUAUUGCUUGAAAGAUAUCAAAGCAAGACCUAUAAUAUAUGACACACCAGGAUUUAAUAUACCUGAUUCCUAUGAACAAGAGAUAGCUAGUUGACUAUCUCUACAAAAAGUAUUGAAUAACAAUGAAAAGUGCAAACUUAUUCCUUGCUUUUCAAUAUAUGAACUUCAAGGAAGAGGUUUUCUGUUUCAUAAAUUUUGAGAACAACUGAGUAGAAUUCUCAACCUACCAAAAGUUUCAGAUGAAGAGCCUGAUUACAAUAGAGAUAUAUAUGAAUGGCCUUCUAUGUACGUUGUCACAAAAAUAGAUAUGACUCGCAGGAAGAAUGUUAUUAUAAUGCUAAAGAGAUUUGCAAAAGAAGCUCCAAGACACAAGGUACUAAUUAGCGACAUAUGAGAAAAAUUACAGGUGUUCCCUAAGCCUGUAAAUGGCAACUUCAUUGGAAACCUUCCAAAAUUUAUCCCAUUAUUAUCAAAACUGAGGCCUAUCAAAUUGAAUUCUGAGCUUCCAAUAUCCGAUGGAGCUAAAUAACAAAAUGAGAGUUCUCUUAGAUGUCUGGGAUACUGUAUUGAAGGAACAACUUGAUAAAGUUUUUGAUGAAAUUAUCGAACCAAUCGUAUACGAGAGUUCAUUAAAUUAUGAUAUAGAAUUCUUGAAGUCAUUCGAAACAAUUAAAGAAAUUGAAGACAUUCCAGAUUUCUUUUUAAAAAUUGGAGCUCCAUCAGAUUCUGAUACUGAAUCAGAUAAAAUAAAGAAGGACAUAUAUAUUAUCAUUGCAACAACCUUGGGAGCAAUUAUACCAUAUAGAGAUAUUUUGAUUAAACUCUCAGGGAAGCAAGAAUCUGGAAUAUUUGAAGCAUACUUACUGAAUAUGAUAAAGAAAUAUCUAACAGAAGCCAAACAUAUUUUAUUCAUAGACUAUCUGAUCAAUCUAAAAUCUCUGAAUCUUGAAGUAAGCUCUUUUGUGAGAAGCGAGUAUGAAAUAUCAGAUGAAAACAUUGGAAAUUUGAAAGGUCUAGUUAAGUAUACAAUAAACAAUGAGGAAUCUUGCAUUGAAUUCCUCAAAACCAAAAUGGGCCUUCAAGAUCUUAUUGGUACUAUAAACAGUAGGAAAGAAAAACUAUCCCAAUUCAACUAUGAUCAAUCUAAGCAUUAUAAAGAUAUUAUAAACGAUAUUUUAAAGAAUCUCAAGGAAAGAAUAUCAAUAGCCAAGACAUUUUUAAAUAAAAAUACAAUUAUUGAUGGUCAGAGACAAACCAUUAGUAAGCAAACCCUACAAAUAAACAAGCUAGAAGAGGAGAAUAGGCAGAAAGAUGCCACUAUACAAGAACAGAAGAACACUAUUAGAAACUGUGAAGAAACCAUUGAAAAUCAGAAAAAGGAGCUCAUUAAGAAAGAUAAAGAGAUUGAGAAAAUAGAGAAUGAAAAACAGGAGAUGACUAAUGAAUUAAACCAUUACAAGAAGCAAGUGCAAAAGUAUAAUUCUGAGAAACAAGCAAAAGGACUUGGGUCAAAGCUAGGGUCAUGGUUUGGAAAAGCUAUCUCUGGCACAGCUGGUUUCGUUACUGGAUUCUUUUCAGGAGCUGCUUCUGAAAUUAAUGUGGAGAAUUUCAAAUCAGGAUAUAGAAAGGGAAAAGAUUGAGGAGCGGCUAUUACUAAAAUGGCAAUUGAAGCAGGAGCAGCAGGAGUAGGAGCAAUAUCAGGAAUUUGUAAAGGAGUCAAAGAUGCAGAAGUAAAGAAAGCUUUUAAUGAAGGCGAAGAAAAAGGAAAAGAGAUUGGGAAAUAAAUUUACUGAAGAGGCUGUAAAAUUAGCUGGAAUGGGGUUAGGAGCCCUCAAGGGUGUACGGGAUGCUGAGUAUAAGAAAGCAGCAGCUAAAGGGGUUAAAGAAGGAGCAGAAAUGGCCAAGAAUGCAAUAGAAAGCGCAAUCUCUAAUGCUUCAAAAUGAGCAGGAGUUUUUGUAGGCUUGUGACAAACAGAAGUUACUAAGAGUCUCAAAGAAGGAUAUGAUGCUGGCAAAGAGUUAGGAAAAGGAAUAGGUAAUACAAUAGCAACAGGAAUUGGAGCAGCAGCAGGAGUUGCUAAAGGGCUGACAGAAGCUGAAUAUUCUAAGAAUUUCAAAAAGGGAGUAGAACAUGGUGAAACAGUAGGAAAAGCUGUCGGUGAAAGUGCUGCAUAUCUCGCUGGAGGUGCAGCAGGAACAGCAAAGGGAUUAGUAACCGCUGAUUAUUCUGGAAAUUUCAAGAAAGGCCUGGAUGAUGGAGAAAAAGCAGGAAAAGCUGUUGGUGAAGGUGCUGCUUACUUAGUUGGAGGUACUGCAGGAGUAGCGAAAGGAUUAGCAACUGCUGAUUAUGCUGGAGCAGCAAAGGAUGGAUACAAAGAUGGAGUUGAAAAUGGAGAAAAUAUGGGUAAAGCGAUUGGAAGAGCAGCUGGGCAAACAGUUGGAUUUGUUCAAGGUGGAAUGCAAGGAUUACAGGAAGGUUAUGAGGAAGGACACAAAGAAGGAUAUGAAAAAGGCAAAGAAUUAGGAGGAGAAAUAGGUAAAUUUGUAGGUGACAAAGUUGGCAAAGUCCACGGCUUUUGUGAUGGAAUGGGCGAAGAAUUUGGAGAUGCAUAUGCGAAAGGAAAAGAAACAGGCAAAAAGAUGGGAAAAGAAUUUGCCAAAAAUAAUCCAUACCUUAAAUGUAUUGCAGGUCCUCUUGGAACUGUUGUAGGAGCUGUUGAAGGAUUUGUUGAAGGAGGAAAAGAAAUGUUUGAUGAAGCUAGAAGAGAAGGAAAUCAGCGAGGAAGAGAUUAUAUUAAAAAUUUGAAAGUAGCAAAGACUUUACAAAAAGUAGUGGAGGCAGGUGCUCAGAUAGAGGGAGCGCUAGAUGAAGGCAUGAAGCAGAUAAAUGAUGUUAAAAACACAAUGAAGAGAGUUGAAAAUAAAAUAGAUAAUACUGUUAAAAUAGUAACUGAAGCACCUGAGAAGAUACAAAAAUAUUGAGAAAACAUUGUAACAGACAAGUGUAAUCAAUACAAAAAGGAAUUUAAGAAUAGUACCAAAAAGGCUGUAAAGGGAUUUGACAAAAUGCUGAAUACUAAUUAUACAAAAGAGAUAGGACAAUCAGUAAAAGAAGGUUUUGAGGAAGGCAUAGAAGAAAGCAAGCAAGAAUAUAUAAAAGACCGCUCUAGGAGUGCCAAAAACAACGAUGAUAAUUAUCUGUGCGCAUUAUUUGAAGAGAAGUUUAGUCUUGGUGUUUCAGACAAGACUGAUAUCAAAGAUAUGGAAUCAGUGAAGAAUUUGAAAUUUGAAGGAAAAAGUCUUGAUUUAUUACUCAUUGAAGCAACUAGAGGAUUUACAUCAGCGAAUGUAUCUUACUUAUGGAAAUCUAAGAGAGCUACUAAGCAUGGUGAAAUUAAGAAAGUAGCAUAUCAUUGUUUUGAUUUUAAUAUUAGUGGAAAAGAUCAAGCCAAGAAUUUCUUAUCUCUUCUUGAUACUGACCAUCAGCACUUUAAAAGAGGAUCUGAUUAUUCAGCUGUGUAUAUCGAUUAUGAGCUAUAUCUUGAAGCUUGAAGGAGUCAAGGAUCGAGCACUCCUGAUAUAAUAGAAGAGCAACUACAAGAUUUCAUGGAUGAUGUAAAUCUAGAAGGAUACAUUGAGCCUAUUAUUAUGCUAAGUCAAGGUUUUAUAAAAAUAAUGGACGAAGACCUUGUUAAGAAAUUAGGAAAAUUACUAAACAAGCCUUGUUCUGAAGAAAAGAAGGAAAUAGCAACUUAUAAAGAACAUUUUAAAUUGAACAUACAAGAAACUCCUAUUGAAGAAUUUGCCACGCUGUUUGAAGUCAAAACUGAUUGAACUUUUAAAACAAUAAAAGGAACUGCUUGCUGAUAUAUUCGUUUGAAAGAUUUACCUCAAGAAGAGCCAGAAAGCAUGUUAACUCAAGAAGAGAUAAAUGAAGAGAGGAAGAAAUGGAGAAUUUUCAAACCAUACAUGCAUGAUGAAAUUGAUAAGCCUUUUAAAAACUUUAAUUCUUUGCAGAAAUUCUAUGGCAUUGACGUAUCUACCCAUCAAAAAGAAAUAGAUUGGGAAAAAGUAAAAGAUCAUAAGAUACAUAACAGAGAACUUGCCUUUGUUUUCAUAAGAGCAACAAAUGGGUUACAAGAUCAUGAUGAGUACUACGAAGACAACAUUAAUGGAGUAAAAGACCUUAAUUUGAAAUUAAAAUGAGCUUAUCACUUCUUCUGGGUCAGUAGAGAUAUCAAAAAACAAGCUAGAAAAUUUAAAACCUUGAUUGAGGAGUCAGGGGAAUUUAAUAAAGAGAAGGAUUGGAUAGCUCUCGACAUUGAGCUACCAUUAUGAAUCGUAAAGAAAAAUAAAAAGUACUAUAGAGAAAAUUAUAAAGAAGAUAUUAAAAAAUAUGAAAAAAUAAAACCCGAUGAAUGGGUAAAAAAAGUUAAAGAAUUUAUGACUUGGAUGGGAGACGAAGGAUAUGAGAAUAAGAUCAUCUACAUGAACUCCGGCUUUUGGGAAGAACAUUUCUUAAAAGCAGAGAAUCCGGAAGAAAUCUUUAAGGACUGUUUGCUAUGGAUUACAUUCUUAGAACAAAGACCAGGACGUAUUGAAAAGCUCUGGGAUCACUACAGACUCCCUAAAUGCAAGAAUGCAUCGUUUGUUCAGUUUUGAGAAUAUGAAAAGAUAGAUGGAAUACAAGGAAAUAACGGAGAAGUAGACAUUAACUUGGUAUCAGAUCAAUUUGCAAUUGAAAAUAACUGGUAGACCUCAUAACUUUCUGGAUAAGAAUUACAGUUG
This is a messenger RNA of Moneuplotes crassus, 6491 nucleotides long. The record is from the annotation of a GenBank genome assembly. NCBI's taxonomy places the organism in Eukaryota, Ciliophora, Spirotrichea, Euplotida, Euplotidae.